GGAAUCAUUCAGGCGUAGACACAACAUGAGAGAGAUGACGUAAGUGACACGGCGGUUGAGGAUUGGAAAACCAAAUUGCCAGCAACGUGUCAGGAUUAUAUUUCAAAGAUAAUGCGGAUGAGACGGGCUUGUUUUAAAGGGAUACGAUGCAGGCAACGCUUAAGAUUAAAUUCAGCAAUGAGAUUCUUAACACUGUGUCAUCAAAGAAGAACAAUCUGGUGUUUUGGCAUCUUCGUCACAGUUGUGGUUUUCCUUCAUUUCAACUAUCUGACACUUGAUUCACAAUAUUACACUGCCUGGUUGUCGAUGAAAUACAAGCAAAAUGAACGGAAUAUUUUCAACUGGAAAACCAACAAAGCCGGCAAUGAGAUUACGGGGAAUGUUUCGAAAGUAAUUGGCACUAGCCACAUGCCAUUAUUAUCAUCAUCUUCAUCAUCAUCUUCAUUAUCUUCUUCAUCAUCAUCAUCAUCAUCAACAUCAUCAUCAACAUCAAAGACGAUGAUUUCAAUGACAACAUCUAGUAACAGACUAGACGAAAGAAAACUCUCUACACUUCUAUUGCAGAGUAGCAGCAAAUCAUUAACUACAACCAAUUUGACUGUACAACGUGUUACGACUACAACACCCACAACGACCACAAUUUCGUGCUCUGAUCCAUUUUUGGCCACGUUUCAACGAGAGAAAAAAUUCGUAUAUGAAAAUAUCCCAGGAGGUCUUGGAAAUCACAUGUUUCAGUACGCGUCUGCUUACGGCAUAGCCAUUCGACUCAACAGAACCAUGUUGGUUGAAAGGAAAAGGUCACUGAAUAAUUGUUUUGAUCUUGAAGCCAUUAAAAUAGAUGAAUGCAUUAUCAAGGUAGCAAAGGUAAAGCAUGAGAAUGCGGCUAAAGCUUGCUCGUUUGACGAGCGGCUUUUUCAUCUUCCCCCAGGUGAAAACAUCGCUGUCGGACUUUACCUCCAGUCUUGGAAAUACUUCGAGAACGUUGUGCCGCAAGUGAAGAAACAGUUCACGUUUAAAACGCCAAUAUCCAAUAAAGCUGAACAAAUCAUCAGAAAAGCCUCAGCCGAUUUCUUUAAAACACAAACUUCUGUCGAUGGCACUGCGAAAAACAUUACAUUCGUUGGCAUUCAUGUUAGGCGCAGUGACAUUGUUAACGAAAAACGGUUUAGAGAUUUUGGCUAUCAGGUCGCUCCUAAACAAUACAUAGACAAAGCUAUGGCGUAUUUUACUAAGAAAUUUAUAAAUGUUCAAUUUAUGGUGUGCUCCGACAAUAUGACAUGGACACAGGCUAACAUUAAACAUCCAAAUGUCGUGUUUGUCCAUGGUAAUUCACCGGAAGUAGAUAUGAGCAUGCUCGUCCAAUGUAAUCACACAAUCUUGACCGUUGGCACGUUUGGUUGGUGGUCUGGGUUUCUGUCAGGAGGUAUAACUCUAUAUUAUAAGCAUCCAGUUCGGGAAGAUUCGGCAUUAAGAAAUGCGUUCUCUAAGAACUAUUCGGAUUAUUUUUAUCCAGGUUGGAUUGGAAUGGAAUAGAAUUCAACAAUCAUCAUAAUAAUUGUUCAGUGUUUGGGCUUCUGUUAGUGUACAAAUUAGGUGCAGAUUCUGGGCAGAGUGAUGGGGUAUACACCUCCCAAUUACUUAAGUUUUGUUUGUUUUUAUUUUUGUUUUGUUUGUUUGGGGGGGGGGGGGGGGGGGGGGGGGGGGGGGGGGGGGGGGGGUACAAUCAAUACUGUUACAUUUAUCACCAAUGGUAGGAUUGGUAUUAUUUACUGUGCUAUUAAAAGUGACUUCCAAUUAGACCUAGCCGGAUGUUAUUUGAUAUUUUGCUACCACGAACUUGAAAAAGAAAGAAAUGUUUUAUUUAACGACGCAUUCAACACAUUUUAUUUACGGUUAUAUGGAAAGAAAUAAAUGUUUUAUUUAA
Molecule: messenger RNA, 1924 nt
Organism: Gigantopelta aegis
Lineage: Eukaryota; Metazoa; Mollusca; Gastropoda; Neomphalida; Peltospiridae
Product: galactoside alpha-(1,2)-fucosyltransferase 2-like
Exons: 3
Coding region: 112-1533 (473 amino acids)
Biological process (GO): carbohydrate metabolic process
Cellular component (GO): membrane
Molecular function (GO): galactoside 2-alpha-L-fucosyltransferase activity
Source: RefSeq, a predicted model, not a curated record